AUGGAGGCGUUGCGCAAAAGUGUUUCAGAUAAUGAUCAGUUCUCUGAUCUGCUGAAUAUCUAUCAGUUGUCAACUCUUAACACGAACCAAGAUUCAGGGACAAAGAAACGCCUUUACACUCUUGCACCCUCUUGGUCGCGUGUUGAAGCUGGGAGUCGGAUCAGGUUUGUGGCGCACUGGUGGCUGCCAUACGCGAGAGUGACGCCUGAUACUAGAGAGCCGUCAAAUGGUUCUCGUCUCCGUGCUCUUCGCUUCGGUCUAGCAGAGUCAGCGCAAAAAAGCUUAAUUGACUUUGGGGGAGUGGCACCUUCAUCCUUCCACACACUGAGCCCUGGGACUUCCUAUGCAUCUCAGGAAGUAGUUUAUAUUGGAGUGUUGAACACUCGGUGGCGCCAGUACCCUCUGAGGAUGAGGAAGAGGACGACCAACCACAGCCCGGACCUUCCACUUCCUUUUAAGAGAGGCACCAACGAUACCCGAGAGGAGAGUUUUGCCGUCAGCCCCACUCUUCACCACCAUUCUGGGCACCAGCACGUCUCACAGUCAAUCGGCGCCCAAGCUCAAGCAGUAACAAUAAAACACAACGUACAUGUCUUCCAUGGCACAGUGAUGAGCGAGCACUCUGUAAAGACAGGAGAUGUUAGAACAUCGGGACACGAGUCAAUAAAUACACACACAUUACCAUAUUCACCAGGUGUUUUGUUCCCUGCAGCCACGCGUCUCCUCUCCGACCAGUCCUCGCCCCUGGAGUUCUCGGCGCCCCGCUACUGUGCCGCCCUGCCCGAGGACAGCCCCUUGGCGGCCGUGGUAGGCACCCUCACCGCCACACACACGCAUGGCGCUGAGAUCAAGUACAGCAUCACGGGCGGCAACGUUGGGGGCCUCUUCACCAUCGACCAGCGCUCCGGCACCGUUACGCUGGCCGUCGCCCUGGACCACGAGCUCAGUCACCAGCACCAGUUGGAGGUCACGGCGGAGGCAGGAGGAGCUGCAGCCCGCGCCCAGCUGGUGGUGCAGAUCGGGGACGUCAAUGACAACGCCCCUGAGUUCGUACGUCCCGCCCCGCGCAUCACGGUUAUUGAGGAGGAUGACAGGGACUUGCCCGCCACUAUUGCCAGAGUGGAGGUGGUGGACGCGGACAGCAGUGACGCAGUGGGGCUGGCCUUCCGGGUGAGUGGUGACGGCGUGGAUCAGCUUGGUGACGGCGACGCCUUCUUCACCAUCAACGCCAGCACCGGAGACCUCAUCCAGCUCAGAGUGAGUGCGCGGUGAAUGUGUAUGUGAAUGUGUAAGGAACACAAAGGAAGAGCAAGCAGUAGCAGCCUCCUUCAUUAUCAUCAUCAUUUUAAUUAU
Messenger RNA from Scylla paramamosain (green mud crab), 1353 nucleotides. RefSeq lists its product as uncharacterized. Gene Ontology annotation, molecular function: calcium ion binding. Gene Ontology annotation, cellular component: plasma membrane. The transcript is spliced from 10 exons. Gene Ontology annotation, biological process: homophilic cell-cell adhesion. Lineage: Eukaryota; Metazoa; Arthropoda; Malacostraca; Decapoda; Portunidae. The coding region runs from base 1 to 1272 and encodes 423 amino acids. The record is from RefSeq and is a predicted model, not a curated record.